UAACAAAUAAUCGAGUAUUUCUUCUAUUUUAUGUUUUAUGAAUUUAUUUUCACUUUUCCGUUUCCCGCUAAUAUUUUCUCCAUUCCUUUUCCCUUGUAGUCUUACUCAAAUCUACUAUGCUUCCGUUGAUACUCUGUUCGAACCUCCUCUUUCUUCUACUCUGUUCUUCCACUUUAUCUUCAUCCAAUGAACUGAAUUCCCUUCUUACAAUCAAAUCCUCUCUUCAAUCCUCAAAUUCCAAUCUCUUUUCUUCAUGGAAUCCCUCAAAUCCCACAUGCAAUUUCACAGGAAUUUCCUGCAAUAAAUUAGGAAAUAUAAUCGAAAUCGACCUCUCGAACCAGGGAUUAUCAGGCACUCUUCGUUUCGAUGCAAUCUGUUCAUUGCGUUCCCUUAAAAAACUAGCUCUUGGGUAUAAUUUUCUUUCUGGAAACAUCACAAAAGAUAUCAGAAACUGUACUCAGCUUCAAUAUUUAGAUUUGGGUAACAACAACUUUUCUAGUUUAAUCCCUGAUUUUUCCAGUUUAACCCAAUUGAAGUUCUUAUACUUACAAUUUAGUGGAUAUUUUGGGGUUUUUCCAUGGAAUUCUUUCACUAAAAUCACUACCCUUGUUGAGCUUAAUAUUGGAGAUAACCCUUUUGAUAUUACUCCAUUUCCUAAACAAAUUCUUCAAUUAAAGAAUUUAAAUGUCUUACUUCUGUAUAAUUGUAGCAUUUCUGGGCAAAUUCCGUCAGAAAUUGGAAAUUUAACAGACCUAAUUGAUCUUGAAUUAUCACAAAAUUUCUUAUCUGGGUCAAUUCCAUCAGAAAUUUCAAAUUUAAAAAAUCUAAAGUACCUUAAAAUCUGGAGAAACAAUCUUACCGGAAAAUUACCCUUUGGGUUUAGAAAUCUGACAAAUUUGGAGCAAUUUGAUGCUUGUAAUAACAGAUUAGAAGGUGAUUUAUCUGAGCUGAAAUUCUUGAAUAAGCUUGUUUGGCUUCAAUUAUACAACAACAAUUUCUCGGGUGAAAUUCCACCAGAAUUUGGGGAAUUCAAAAGCUUAGCAAAUCUGUCUUUAUACAAUAACAAAUUCACAGGAGAACUUCCUAUGAAACUUGGUUCAUGGACUGAAUUUGAUUUCAUCGAUGUCUCGACGAAUCAUCUUUCAGGUCCAAUUCCUCCUGAUAUGUGCAAAAAAGGGACCAUGACAAAGCUUCUAAUGCUUCAGAACAAUUUUUCUGGUGAAAUUCCAGUGAGUUAUGCUAACUGUAAGACCUUAACUCGGUUUCGAGUUAGCCAGAACUCACUUACUGGGAAAGUUCCUAAUGGGAUUUGGGGAUUACCAAAUGUUGAUAUUAUUGAUAUUGCUAACAAUUUUCUUCACGGUUCAAUCACAGGAGAUAUCAAUCAGGCAAAAAAUCUGCUCCAAAUUUAUGGGUCUAACAAUAAAUUAUCUGGUUUUCUUCCUGUGGAAAUCUCUGGUGCUUCUUCAUUGGGUUUGAUUGAUUUGAGUAAUAAUCAAUUAACAGGAGAAAUCCCAGAAAGUAUUGGUGAUCUGAAGAACUUAAGUACCCUUAAUUUGCAAGAAAAUCAGCUUUCUGGUAAUAUCCCUAAUUCUAUUGAGAACUGUCUUCAAAUGGGUGAUCUUAAUUUAGCAGGAAAUUCAUUUUCUGGUCAAAUCCCAUCUUUUGGAUCUUCAAAUAACUUGUAUUCUUUGAAUUUGUCACACAAUCAGUUAUCUGGUAUGAUUCCUAAUAGUGUUUCAUCUCUGCAUUUUAGUGUUCUUGAUUUGUCAUAUAAUAAGUUAUCGGGUUCGAUCCCCGAUUCGCUUACAGUUGAGGCAUAUAAGGAUAGUUUUGUUGGAAAUAAUGGGCUUUGUAGUAGAAAGAAUACUAACUUUUUAAGGCCAUGCUCAUGGAGGUCUCAAAAGCAUCAUCACAUGAUUGUUGUUUUUGUGGUUAUAGGAUUAUGUAUGUUGGUAGUUUUGACGGGUUUUUACAUGUAUAAGAUUUUGUAUAGUGCCAAAAUAGAUCAAAAUCUUCCUGUUUUUAUGAUGGAUGAUAAUUGCUGGAAAAUGAACUCAUAUCAUGUGCUUAACUUCACCAAAGAAGAGAUACUUGAAUCGAUCAAGCUAGAGAACUUGAUCGGAAAAGGCGGUUGUGGGAAUGUUUACAAGGUUGGCCUUAAAGAUGGGAAAGUGGUUGCUGUGAAGCAUGUAUGGUAUACCAAUUUGUCUAAUUAUAGCCAGUAUAAUGCAGCUGCUCAUACUUAUUCUCCAAUGUUGGAUAAAAAUAGUAGUUGGAAUAGGACUAAGAGUAGGAAGAUCAAGGAAUUUGAAAUGGAAAUUGAGACAUUGAGUUGUAUAAGACAUAUCAACAUUGUGAAGUUGUAUUGUAGUAUUACUAGCAAGGAUUCGAGCUUGUUGGUGUAUGAGUACUUUUCGAAUGGUAGCGUAUGGGAUAGGUUGCAUAAUAGUGACAUGGGUUUGGAUUGGCAAGGUCGAUAUGAGAUUGCAUUGGGUGCUGCACGAGGGCUAGAGUACCUUCACCAUGGGUAUGAGAAACCAGUCAUUCAUCGCGAUGUUAAAUCUAGCAAUAUACUAUUGGAUGUCUCUUUGAAGCCUAAGAUUGCGGAUUUUGGACUUGCAAAGAUUGUUCAAGAGGAUGGUGUUGGUCUCGAUUCAAGUCAUGUAGUUGCAGGAACGCACGGUUACAUUGCUCCAGAAUACGGAUAUACACUGAAAGUGAACGAAAAGAGCGAUGUUUAUAGCUUUGGGGUCGUUUUAUUAGAAUUGGUGACAGGAAGAAAGGCAAUUGAGCCACAUUUUGGAGACAAGGAUAUUGUUAGUUGGGUAACUAGCAAGCUUACAAAUACAGAUCACAUAAUACAAAGCAUAAUAGACCCAACCAUCUUGGAAUCACAUAACGAAAAAAUGGUGAAGAUGUUAAGGCUUGCAAUCCUUUGCACGUCGAAGCUUCCGGAACGUAGGCCAACCAUGAGAAGUGUGGUUCAAAUGCUCGAGGAGAUUGAACCUUAUAAAUUGGUGCCACUGCCUUCAAUGUUAGUAAAGCUGGGCAGCACAAAAAAGACAGAGGAUGGAAAAAAAUAGGUGACGCAUAAUGUAAAAAUACGGUUUUAGUUAAGAUUAUAAAACACGCAUGUAUAAUUUUGCAGUUGUCUAAACCUAUAUUUUAGUUACAUUAUAGUUGUAAAAUAUGGUGAUGAGUAUAAAUAAUAGGCUUUGGUUGUGUAUAAAUGUAUCUAGUAUAUAUGUAGUGACUUAAAAUUUCCACAAUUGCCUAUUUACCCCUUCCUCUUAAAGUUUUAUUUUUAAAAAUACAUCAAACUCGAUGCUUGUUUAAAUAAACAC
Molecule: messenger RNA, 3347 nt
Organism: Amaranthus tricolor (Joseph's coat)
Lineage: Eukaryota; Viridiplantae; Streptophyta; Magnoliopsida; Caryophyllales; Amaranthaceae
Product: receptor-like protein kinase 7
Exons: 2
Coding region: 117-3086 (989 amino acids)
Biological process (GO): protein phosphorylation
Cellular component (GO): plasma membrane
Molecular function (GO): protein binding; protein kinase activity; ATP binding
Source: RefSeq, a predicted model, not a curated record